Messenger RNA from Paramisgurnus dabryanus, 2388 nucleotides. RefSeq lists its product as uncharacterized. Gene Ontology annotation, molecular function: DNA-binding transcription factor activity; RNA polymerase II cis-regulatory region sequence-specific DNA binding. Gene Ontology annotation, biological process: regulation of transcription by RNA polymerase II. NCBI's taxonomy places the organism in Eukaryota, Metazoa, Chordata, Actinopteri, Cypriniformes, Cobitidae. The record is from RefSeq and is a predicted model, not a curated record.
CAUGGCUAACAUCUCACCCUCGCCUGUGAAGGACUGUUACCUUUGCUCUUUUUCUUUAAAAGACUCGGUUGUUUUAAGAUGCUGUCACAGUUUGUGUAAAAGCUGUUUAUACAGCUAUUGGGAGUUCAACAAGACUUUGGGUUGUCCUGUUUGUUUAAAGGAGACUCACUGUUCUGUGCUUCUGCAGUAUCUGAGUGUUUCCUGCUUUGCCACAGUGCGUAAAUUCUCUCAUGACAGCAAUGCAAAACCAAACCAUGCUAGGAAAGCAGAAACUGUGAUGAGGGAGCAGUCAGGUGAAACCAGGGACGAGGACGUAGAUGCAGAUGUGAUGCUACAUGACGUUAUUCCUACAACAAGUGAAUCUGAAGAGGAACCUCAUCCACCACCCACAGCUACAUCAAAAUCAUUGAGGUCCAACCUGUGUCCAAAAUGCGGCAAGAGAUUCGAAAAAAAAUCUGACCUGAGAGCUCACGAAAAAGUGCACGUCUUAAGAAAGCCAUAUCAGUGCUUUACCUGUGAAAAGAGUUAUGCUCGUAAAGCUGAGCUCACAUUACACAUGCGUCUGCACACAGGUGAGAAGCUGUUUAACUGCCCUCACUGUGAGAAAAAGUUCACCAGAGAGAAAUGUUUGAAGUUACACUUAAGGAGCCACACAGGGGAAAAGCCGUUCUUUUGUUCUCAAUGUGGGAUACGUUUUUCUCAAAAAAGUGCCCUAAAAAAUCACCUGCGGUUGCAUGCAGGAAAUCUGCCUUAUCAGUGUGAUCAUUGCGGGAAGCUUUUUAACAGUGCAGAUGCUAGGAGGAUCCACAAGUUGACCCACACAGGAGAGAAGCCUCUUCCAUGUCCACAAUGUGACAAAAAGUUUAUCCGAAAGGAUGAGCUGAAGACUCACCUGUAUAGCCAUUCAGGGAUCAAACCAUUCAGCUGUUCAGUGUGUGGGAAGAGUUUCGUAACGAAGCAGGUACUUAACACUCAUCAGGUUGUUCACAAGGACGACCGCCCCUUUCACUGCACGCAGUGCGAGAAAAGCUUCAAAAGGAUGAGCCAUCUGACAUCACACAUAAAGACCCACAGCUCUGACACCCCUUACAAGUGCACCUACUGCAGCAAAUCCUUCAAACUUCCCUUCUACCUAAAACUGCACACGCGUAUUCACAGUGAAGAGAAGCCUUACAGCUGUGAACAGUGUGGCAAAAGCUUUUAUUCAUACAGGGAUCGCACUAGACAUCAGGUGAUUCACUCAGAGGAAAAACGGUACAAGUGCUCAAUUUGUGAUAUGAGGUUUCGCUUCAACAGUUCGCUGAAGAAACACAAAGUCGUUCACUCUGAGGACAAACCUUACCACUGUGAGAAGUGUGGAAAGAGCUUUAACAGACUCGAUUACCUGAAAAACCACAAGGUGAUUCACACUGAUGCAAGACGUUAGUGUUCUCAAUGUGAUUUGGCCUUCAAGACUUCAAAUUCGCUCAGGUUACACAAAAUGAUUCACUCCAAGACCCUGCUACACUGCAGCAUCUGUGACAAAACCUUCACUCGACAAAGAUCCUUCAAAAUUCAUCAAGAUGUUCAUGCAGGGAUUCAAGUCUACAAAUGCUCUGAGUGUGGAAAAUGCCUGAGCUCGGCAAGUUGCUUGAAGCUGCACAUGCAGCAACACUUCGGUAAGAAAAUGUACCACUGUGCUGAAUGCGAGAAGAGUUUCAGCUCAGUGGCAUACCUGAGGAAGCACCAGAAGAUGGUGCACAUUGACGAAAAGCCAUACGUCUUUUUCGACGGCUUUAAUAAUACUGAAGGAAAACUGGUUACUCACCAACUACAACAUUUGGGAGAAAUUAAGCAUGAGAUCAACUCUGAGAAAAGAGACCUCAGUAAUUCUCUAAAUGUGGAACAUAUUUGAUCGUCCAAAACAAAUAAUACAUCAUUAGUGGAAACAAAUAGCAAGUAUAAUACGUAACAUUUUUUUUUACAGAUAUUGAUUUGCUUAGUUUUUAUAUGCAAGUAAUUUAAUUAUGUGUACUAAAUGUUCAUAUAAUUUCAUACACAUUUGUGUUUUACAAGUACUUUUACGUGUUUUUUAAGUGCCCUAAUGAUUAAUUGAAAGGUAGUUACUUUUUAGAAGUCAACUUUUAAAAAUAACUUUGUCUGUGUUGCUUCACUGCUUAUUCUUGCCAUACUUCUGUUGCCAAACUGCGCUUGCAUACAUUGCCUCGUCUUCAUUGUGUACAAACAGUAAAAGGGUCUAUUGAUCUAAGCUGUUUAUAAAUUCAUACAGCUUUGCUUUAGUAAAAAAAAUUUCCUUCGCUGUUAACUUCAACCCACUGUUCACUCUCCAUUAGGAAAUAGGUAUGGUUUCUAAAUUUGUUUAAAAUGAAAUGUAUUAAAAGCUCAGCU